CACAGGUAUGCGUGACUUUUAUUGAACGUGAUCUUUGUGUGCCACUCUGAGAAGUGACGGGCUGAUGGUGGAUCACAGCCACGUAGUGAACAGCAGAGGGCGCUUUAGCUCCUAAAACCAGCCGCAGUCCUCCGUCAGCAUCAUUCCUGUUGCUACACAACUGAUUUAUUCCUGAUGCCACAGUCUCGGGCUCUAAUCCUGUUCACACUGCGCCUUUGCCCUCUGCUGUCCGCAUCUCCACUGGGAUCUUGUUGCGCUUGGAUCAGCUUAUCCCUCUGGAAUUUUUUUCACUUGAUCGGCUGCCGGUGUCCGCUUUUGGCCACUUAUAUUCAACAAUUGGCGGCAACGUGUUGAAAAUGUGCAGCCUCCCACAUUCUGCGCUAAAUAAUUUCAUCCUUAUGGUGCCUGAGCUCUGAAGUCUGGUGCGUAAUCGCCGCUCUUGUGCGCUGACGCAGGACAUGCGGAGGUUGAUGCACCUUCAGGAGCUUCGACAGGUGAGCGACUGUGCGCAAAACACCCCAUCUGGCUCCAGCGCAAAGUGCGUGGGAUUUCUGUCCAGGCAGGCGUCCCGUAUACGCGUCCAACUCUUUGGGCAAAACGCGGAGAGCGUCUAACAUGUGGAUCCGGGACGCACGCAGCAGAAAGGAAGCCUGAGGAGUGAGGACGAGAACGAAGAGGACGCCGCGCAAACAUGGGAAUCCCAGUGCUUUUCAGCUGGCUUACCUUUACAGUGGCAACGGUGCCCACCUGGCUGCUCGCUGCUCCUAGCGGCAUCCGUGAGCGUCCCUGUCCGCAGAGCUGCAGAUGUGAUGGGAAAAUAAUAUACUGCGAAUCCAAUGCCUUCCGUGACGUGCCAAACAAUGUAUCUGUAGGCACGCAGGGACUCUCUCUGCGGUACAACAGCUUGGUGAACCUCAGAUCCCAUCAGUUCGCAGGCCUGAGUCAACUAGUCUGGUUGUACCUGGACCACAACUACAUUAAUGUCGUGGAUGGCCAAGCUUUCCAUGGGAUACGAAGGCUCAAAGAACUGAUUCUCAGCUCAAAUAAGAUUACGCUGCUCAAAAACAACACUUUCCAUGAUGUACCGAAUCUGCGUAAUCUUGAUCUUUCCUACAAUAAACUACAGGUUCUCCAGCCAAAACAGUUCCACGGUCUGCGAAAACUUCUUAGCUUACACCUGAGGUCCAACUCCUUAAAAACCAUCCCAAUGCGAGUUUUUCUGGACUGUCGCAACCUGGAAUUUCUUGAUAUCGGGUACAACAGGCUGCGGAGCCUUACUCGGAAUGCCUUUGCAGGACUAAUGAAGCUCAUUGAGCUUCAUUUGGAACACAACCAAUUCUCCAAGAUCAAUUUUGCUCAUUUCCCUCGCUUGACUAACCUGAGAGCACUCUAUUUGCAAUGGAACCGUAUCAAGCUGCUAACCCAGGGACUGCCGUGGAUGUGGACAUCCCUACAGAAGCUAGACCUCUCAGGAAAUGAACUGCAACAGUUGGAUGUGAGUACAUUCCAGUGCUUGCCCAAUCUCCAGACACUUAACUUGGACUCCAACAAACUCAGCAAUGUUCCUCGGCAGACGGCUGCAGCCUGGAUCUCUCUCACCACCAUCAGUCUGGCUGGUAAUGUGUGGUACUGUAACUACAGCAUAUGCCCCCUGGCGGCUUGGCUGAAGGCCUUUAAAGGUAACAAGGAGUCUAUGAUGAUUUGUGCUGGCCCUAAGGAGGUACAAGGAGAGAAAGUGAGUGAGGUGGUGGAGACAUUCAACAUCUGCGCAGUGACGCUAACUCCCUUCACCUCCACAGCGUUAGCCACCACUUUUGUAACUCGGCAUGAGUGGCUUCUACCACUUCCCACGUAUUCUGUGGUGGAUAAGGAGCUUAUCUGGAACAGUUCAGCCACCCCCACACCUUCCGAGGCUGUUCCCACCAUCCCUUUGCCAGACACUGAGUAUGUGUCCUUCCACAAGAUCAUAGCUGGUAGCAUUUCACUCCUCUUAUCUGUGGCUAUAAUUCUGCUGGUUAUCUACGUCUCGUGGAAACGCUACCCUAGUAGUAUCAAACAGCUUCAGCAGCGCUCUGCGGUUAAAAAGCGUCAGAAAAAGUCACGGGAGACUGAGCGCUCCCUUAGUUCACCACUGCAAGAGUAUUAUGUGGACUACAAGCCUUCACACUCAGAGGCUAUGGAUGUGCUGGUUAAUGGGACAGGACCUUACACAUACACCAUCUCAGGCUCCAGGGAAUGUGAGAUACCGCGGCAGCUGAGUGCCCUCACGUUGUAUAAGUGUGAGCAGUCGCUUGUGGAUUACUGCCAUGCCCACCUGUCGCUGCACCUCGACGUCGGCGAGGAACCCCCCACUCAGGCACAAAGAGGUUCCGGGCCGGCAGGUUCCCACCUCGGCUUCAUGGCCACCCUCCCUCCUGAGCCUGUGCUGCCUUGGCCCUGGACCCACUCCCUCCAUCAGUGAACCGCGAUGUUCCGGCUCCAUCAGAGAAUCAGCGGACUUCUGAUGGCACUUGGGAAUGGAUAACCAUUUAAAGAAAGGAAGGAGUCAAUUAAUCUGCUGCAGAACAAGCUGCACCCGGGGUAACGUUAAUCAAAAUGAACAUAUUGCUCAGCGGAAAUAAAAGGGGGGUACAGCGGUAUUGAUCUGUGAGCUCGUGACCUUGCUGACCCCUCACUGCCCUCAAUUAGCAACAGCGUCAGCAUAAGCAGAGUGAUGUUUUCUCACUUCCCACUCAACUGAGGGUUAUUAACAAUGAUCAUUUAAAGAUUUGUUAAUCUUAUUAAAACACAUUCUCUCACAGCCUCCUCAAGC
Molecule: messenger RNA, 2812 nt
Organism: Thalassophryne amazonica
Lineage: Eukaryota; Metazoa; Chordata; Actinopteri; Batrachoidiformes; Batrachoididae
Product: leucine-rich repeat transmembrane neuronal protein 4
Exons: 3
Coding region: 692-2461 (589 amino acids)
Molecular function (GO): protein binding
Source: RefSeq, a predicted model, not a curated record